GGAACCAGGGGAGAACGGGAACUUUGGGGGACUGGGAGAGAACGGGAACCCCGGGAUAGAGCGGGGCCUGCUGAGACCCUGCGGGAAAACUGGGACUUACUGGGAGCCUGGCUGUGGAGCCAGGACAUCCCGGAGCCCUUGAGUGGAACCAGGACGUGUUGGGACCCUCAGAGUGGAACUGGGACGUGCUGGGAGCCACGGACAGGACGAUCCCGGACCGCGGGCAUGGAGGAGGUGAGGGGCACCGUCCGUGCUGGGCACAGCAUGGGGCUGACCCCAAACGGGGCUGACCCCACCCGCUCCCUGUGCCGCGCUCCGCGGUGGAAUUCCCGUUCCGGGCACCGGGACGGGGCCGGUGGCCCAGCGGGCCGGGCUGGUGGCCACAGCUCAUCCCUGUGCCAGGAGAGCCCGGUAGGUGCCACCCGCCCUGCCCCCGGGGCUGAACGAGGCACGGGCACCCCCAUGGGCACCCCAGCCCGGCCCUCGCGCCAGGAGGAGGAGGAGGAAGCGGAGGAAAAGGAUGAGGAGGAUGAGGAGGACGUGGCCGGUGACACCGAGGACAUCCCGCUGCUGGCAGGGGCGGCCCCGCGACAGCAGCGGCGACAGCAGCGCCCCGCCAGGUACCGGCACCUGGAGAGCCACCAGCGGGGACACCAGGAGCGCGGGGACACCAGGACUGAGGAGACAUUGAGACUAAGGGGACACCGGGAGCGAGGGGACACCGGGACAUCACCGUGCCCUUCCUCGCCCCGCAGGGAGGAUGAGGACGUCGGGGAGGCCGCCGCCACUGUCCCCACUGUCGCCGCUGCCAGCCCGGACGCGCGCAGCCCGGAUCUCUUCGAGCGCCUGCAGCACGCCGUGAGCUCCCUGGAGCGCGCCGCCUUCUGCCGCCGCCGGCAGCCCCCGGCGUGGCCGCCGCCCGCCCCGGCCUGGCACCGGGCGCUCCAGAGCCUGCAGGAGCUGAGCCGGACACCGGGCUGGGCGCGCCGCUGCUGGCCGGGGGCAGCGGCGGGACCGGGGCUGCCGGCGGAGGUAGCGGUGGCAGCGGAGAGGAACGCGAGCCUGCGGGCAGCCCUGGGCCAGCGGGACGAGGAGCUGGGCCAGGCCACGGCCGCGCUGCGGGCGCUGCGGGGUGAGCGGGAGCGCCUGCAGGGCAAGGUGCGAGACCUGCGGGAGGCUCUGGCCAGGCUGGAGGAGCCGGGAGGGUCUGGCAGUGACACCCCCGGCUUCGGUGACACCCCCGGGACAGGCGACGCCUCUGAGACUGGCGACACCCCCAGAGUCGGUGACACUCCCGGGGCCGAUGACACCCCCGGGCCCAGCAGCCUCCCGGGGCACCGGCCCCGUGCCCCGCUGUCCCCCCAGCCCUCGGCGGGGCCCGGCCGGGAGCAGGAGGAGCGGCUGCAGCAGCUGCAGGGGAUGCUGGCGCGGCUACAGGAGGCGAACCGGGAGCUGCUGGCGGCGCUGGGCGAGUGCAAGGGCGAGGCGGAGAGGCUGAGCAUGGAGCUGGGGCGGCGGGAGGCGCGCUGCAGCGGGCUGCGGCUGGCACUGAGCUGCAGCGAGCGCUGCGGAGGCGCCUACGUCGCCCUCCUGGACCUGUUGCGGGCAAAGGUGGCACCGGAGGGUGGCACCCGUGGGGGAACCGCGGCGGAACCGAGCCCGGGCCACGAACCGGGACCUGGCCAGAGCCUGGACUGCGCACCCGGACCUGGCCUCGCCACACCGGAGCCCUCGGGGCCAGCGGAGCCGGACAGCCGUGAGGACCCCGCGGACAGCCCCGGGGCUCACAGCCCCCGGGAGAUGGAGGAGGGAGCGCUGCGGGAGCUCAUCCGGCGGCUCCGCGCCGAGCAGGCGGCGGUGGAGAGGUCCCUGCUGGACGCCGCCAAGCCCUCGGAGCUCCCCCGGGAGCGCGACCCCCGGGGCCGGGCGGAGCAGGCGCUGCGGGAAGCGCGAGCGCUGCUGCCCGGCUGGAGGCGGCCGGAGAAGGAGGAGCUGCUGCAGGAGCUGGCUGUGCUCAAGGAGGCGCUGGCGGAGCUGCGGACGCGGCUGCAGCUGGCUCAGAAGGAGAAGCGAGCCCUGGAGCUGCUGCUGGCCGCGCACGGGCCCCGCGAGGCCGCGCUGCGCCUCCUGCUGCGGGAACGGGAGCGGGAGAGGCACCGGGAAUGGGACCAGGAGCGGGACGGACGAGACGGAGCCUCCGGCAGCAGCUCCGGCAGCAGCUCCGGCAGCAGCUCCGAUGAGGUAGGGAUGGAUCCCGUGGGGCCGUUCCCGGGAUUUGGGGGAUGCCGAGGGAUGGGAGGCAGUCGGAAAUCUCUGCAGGAGGCGCGGAUGGGGCGGGGGGCAGAGAUGGCCCCGCGAAACCCCCCGGACCCCGAGAGAACGAGGGAGGAACUGCUCCGGAUCCGGGCCAGGACGGAGCAGCUGCGUGGCCGUGCCCGGGAGCUGGCGCUGGCCCUGGAGCGGGGCAGCGCUGCCAGCCGUGCCCAGCAGGGGCACAGUGCCACCGUCACCCUGGAGCUCCUCCAGGCCCACAGGUCGGCACGGGCCGGGGUCCCUUGGGUGUCCCUGGGUCCUCCGGGUGUCCUGGGUCCCCUCGGUUCCCUCAGUCUCCCUGACUCCCUGGAAGCCCUGACUGCCCUCAUCCCCCUGGCUCCCCCGAUUCACCAAAUCCCUAAAUCCCAAAAUUCACGGCUCCCCCUCAUGCUCCCAGGUCUUCCAACUCCCUGACUCCCUAAAUCACCAGAUCCCGGGCUCCCCUGGUUCCCCGGGCUCCCCUGGAUCUCCCAGCUCCCCUGACUCCUAAAAUUCCUAAAUCCCAAAAUCCCCGUCUCCCCCGAUUCCCUGACUUCCUAAAUCCCAAAACCUCCGGCUCCCCUGGA
Messenger RNA from Zonotrichia leucophrys gambelii, 2879 nucleotides. It is a transcript of the gene USHBP1, whose product is annotated as USH1 protein network component harmonin binding protein 1. Gene Ontology annotation, cellular component: cytoplasm. The transcript is spliced from 11 exons. Bases 226 to 2727 code for a protein of 833 amino acids. Gene Ontology annotation, biological process: negative regulation of canonical Wnt signaling pathway. Lineage: Eukaryota; Metazoa; Chordata; Aves; Passeriformes; Passerellidae. The record is from RefSeq and is a predicted model, not a curated record.